AUGUCUAUCCCACAAAACACUCUUCCUAUCAUGGUCAAGCUUCGCGAGUCUGCUCUUACUGCCUUCAAGACUUAUCAGGACAUGAAAGAGGGACCAAACAGUGCUGCAGCUCCCACCAUUCUUGGCGUAGCCGCCAAUUACUGUGUUCAGCUCAUCGACACCAAGGAUCCGUGUCUGCUUAUGCACCAGCCAAUGCACAAUGUGCUUUUCCUUGUUAGAAGCGAGUACAAUACCCGCAGCACUGGAGUUCACGCUAUCGUGCCCCCAGCCGACCUCGACACUAUCAAAGAAUAUUGUCGCGCCGUUCUCGCCGCGCGCGCUGCUGCGCAGGUUGUUCCACCACCUGUUACUGCUCAAGCUCAGGCUCAGGCUGAGAUUGCAGAGGUAAUGGCCACCGCUAAAGCCAAGCAUCCCCGCAAGCUUGUCAAGUCCAAGGCUGUUGUUGAGGACAAGGAUGACAAAGUCGAGAUUGUCCCCGGCCCCUCGGAUACCGAUGUUACGAUGGAGCACAAUUUUAAUAUUGCAUACCACUUUGCUCAGAUGGCUGUGGACAACCUCUUUGGUGACGAAGAAGUCAAGGACGCCGCUUCCUCUCCCAAAGAGAAAGGCAAGAAGCGCACUGCCUCUGGUCCCAAGACCCCAGCCAAAUCCAAGCAUGCCGAAACAGUCAGCAUUCCCUAUGAUGCUGUUCCAGGCAUGGACACUAACAGUCGCAAAUUUCACAAGGCCCUCGUCGUCGAGCAUGCCAAAGGCAGUUGCGCCGGCGACAAACGCCCUCGUACUGAACCGCCCUUUAUCAGCGGCUUAGCAGACCUUCAGUCUCAUCAAAACGAGUCUGCCAACUCCUUGCUCAUCGACAACCCUUUGUACAGGGAGAUCUUAGCGCGCGCACAUGCGGCUGUUACCAACCACAUGCCGGCUUAUCCCACCCUUGCUUAUUUCAAGCAGCAAGAGGUCGAUCUUUGUGAACGUGUUCUUCUCAGCAUGCAGCGCCUCGACUUGGAGCUUCGUCUUCACGAUGUACUUGUCGCUGAUUACGAAAUUGCCCUUGCCCAGAUUGCUGAGCGUGAAGUAACUAAGGAGUAG
Laccaria bicolor S238N-H82 is the source of this 1086-nucleotide messenger RNA. RefSeq lists its product as uncharacterized. The coding region runs from base 1 to 1086 and encodes 361 amino acids. The transcript is spliced from 6 exons. The record is from RefSeq and is a predicted model, not a curated record. NCBI's taxonomy places the organism in Eukaryota, Fungi, Basidiomycota, Agaricomycetes, Agaricales, Hydnangiaceae.